Messenger RNA from Arachis stenosperma, 2236 nucleotides. RefSeq names its product probable serine/threonine-protein kinase At1g54610. Gene Ontology annotation, cellular component: nucleus; cyclin-dependent protein kinase holoenzyme complex. The coding region runs from base 281 to 2068 and encodes 595 amino acids. The transcript is spliced from 7 exons. NCBI's taxonomy places the organism in Eukaryota, Viridiplantae, Streptophyta, Magnoliopsida, Fabales, Fabaceae. Gene Ontology annotation, biological process: positive regulation of transcription elongation by RNA polymerase II; protein phosphorylation. The record is from RefSeq and is a predicted model, not a curated record. Gene Ontology annotation, molecular function: cyclin-dependent protein serine/threonine kinase activity; ATP binding; RNA polymerase II CTD heptapeptide repeat kinase activity.
UGUUCAGUGUGUCUCAACUCUCAACUCAUCAGUGAAUUCCAAGAAAAGAAAAAGCACCCAUUUUGCUUAUUUACAAACUACACACAGCAACAUUCCAAAUGUGCCGCCCAUGGCCGCCUUCUCCUUCUUCCCAUUUCUGUCACUAUCAACUUCACAUUCAUCAUUUCAUCCCACCCCCAUUUCCUCCUUUUCUUUUUUCUAAUUCUACUUCUUCUCACUACUCUGUCCCUCCAAUAAAAGGUAUCAAAGAAGAAGAAGAAGAAGAAGAAGGGGUGCUUUUAUGGGGUGUGUUCAGGCCAAGACACUUGAAGGUCCUGCUCAUGAACCCAAGGGACUAGACAGGCUCAAAUUGGAAAAUGGGUAUGUGUCAAAUUCUGAUUUUGUUGCUCACAGAAGAUCCACUGGUCAAAAGUAUGAACCUAUGGAGGAUGCUAAUGGUAGGCAUCAUCAUCAUCAUCAGAAGAGAGAACAACCUCAACCCAGAAACCUUGCAAGAGUUAAUGAGCUUGCUGCUGUUCCUGGCGGCAACAAUGGUGAAAGUGGCAAGGGGAAAGGGGGUGUUACUAGAGAGAGGAAGAAGAGAGAAUUGGCAAAGAAGAAGACUUUUGAGGAUGACUAUGAGAUGGUUGAUGGAUGGCCCAAAUGGCUAGUUGAUAAUGUUCCUGCUCAAGUCUUUGGUGGAUUGGUCCCAAAGAGUGCUGAAUCCUACAAAAUGAUUGAUAAGGUAGGACAAGGAACAUACAGCAAUGUCUAUAAAGCUCUAGAUCGGGACACCGGAGAAAUUGUUGCCCUAAAAAAGGUUCGCUUCAAUACAUCAGAGCCCGAAAGCAUUAAAUUUAUGGCAAGAGAAAUCUUGAUACUACAAAGAUUGGAUCAUCCUAAUGUGCUAAAACUUAAAGGAUUAGCCACUUCAAGAAUGCAAUACAGUAUAUAUCUAGUUUUUGACUUCAUGCAAACGGAUUUGACAAGAAUUAUCUCUCAUUCUGAAGAGAGGCUAACCGAGCCGCAGGUCAAGUGCUAUAUGCAGCAAUUGCUUUCUGGUCUGCAGCAUUGCCAUGAGAGGGGAAUUUUACAUCGAGAUAUAAAGGGAUCAAACCUUUUGAUUGAUAGAAAUGGAAUGCUUAAGAUUGCAGAUUUUGGGCUAGCCAACUAUUAUAGUCCAAACCAUGAGCAUCCUCUCACAAGCCGGGUCGUGACACUGUGGUAUAGAGCCCCUGAGUUGCUGUUAGGUGCCACGGAUUAUGGAGUUGGUAUUGAUCUAUGGAGUGCUGGAUGCCUCCUUGCAGAAAUGUUCACCGGAAUUCCACUCAUGCCUGGCCGAACAGAGGUUGAGCAACUUCAUAGAAUUUUCAGAUUAUGUGGCACACCAUCAGAGGAGUACUGGAAAAAAUUUAAAAUAUCUGCAUCAUUUAGACCUCCAAGGUCGUAUCGACCUAGCUUUCUAGAAACUUUCAGGGAUCUCCCUCCAUCUUCUUUGGGGCUUUUAUGUACCCUCCUUGCUUUGGAACCGGCGUUCCGUGGAACUGCAUCUAAAGCUCUUAACAAUCCGUUUUUCUUUACAAGCCCGUUGGCCUGUGAUCUCUCUGGUUUGCCUGUAAUCCACAGAGAAGAUGAUGAACAUGAUCAAGCCAAAGAACAGAUCAAGUACAUGAACUCUAAAAUCAGGCGUUCUCGUACAUACCUGGAGCGUCGCAAGAGUCUAGCUCCUAAGAGGCAGAUAGAACAUACUGUGUCUAACAAGGAGGAUUCAAGAAGGAAUGUGGAACCUGAAACUUACAUUCCAAGCGAAGAACCGGGUAGCGCCACCAUAAGCAGUACCUCAUCUAGUGUAAACCCUGGUGUGGCUAAGGAGCAGUUUCCACUUUUGGCUUCAGAUAAAAAGGUGGCCCCAAAAUACCAUCACCAUGGCAAUGUUGGUGAAAUUACAAGGUACCUUCCUCCAUUACCCAAGUCAAAGCCAAAAGCAACCCAGAAUGAUGACUACAACAGAUUCAGUUUCAGGAGUGCUUCUACCAGAGAAUUUAGAAACUUUAAGAGGGAGGACUAUUUACUCUUUGAAAUUGAUUAGAAAAUUUUGUACAAUUUUUUAUGGAUAUUGUAAAACCACCUUGCAAUUAGUUACUAUAUCUCAAAUAUUGACCCUUAAAAAUUGUACCUAUAGAAUUAGAAACAUACAAUUGGUUCAAUUCAAUUAGAACCUGUAAUUGAUUGAUUGUUUUCCACUGAAUCAUUAGUC